AUGGCAGCAAAAGCCUUUGGCAAACGGCUCUGUGAAGAGGUCGAAAAUGACGGUCUUGAUAGCAUUCUACGCGACGUGAAACGUAGAUGCGCUUCAGAUCCCAAGGGCCAUGUCCCGACAUCUCCAGUUGGCAUCAAGGUGAUUGAUGACAUGUUGCGUAUAUUCCAUCGGCCACCAGCUCCUCGCCCCGGAGUCCCUGACCGCCACAAGGUGCUCGAGAUCACAGGCUCCAGGUACGGCUCUGGAGCUGGCAAGACGUCAUUACUCUACUAUAUCAUCUCUAUUGGCAUAUUGCCUGCAUCGUUCAACGGUGUCCAGAUCGGUGGGAGGGACGGGGCCGUGGUGUUUCUGGACUCAGACAACCGCUUCAAUGCUGCACGUCUACGAGAUAUAGCUAUGAACUAUGUCCGCGAGAAGAAGCGAAAGAAGGACACCGGUUCACCACCACGGGAGAAGCGACAGAGAGAGGAUGAGACUGAGCUACGAAAGAUGGUGGAAGGGUGUCUACAACAUGUCCAUGUCUUCAAGCCGACGUCUUCUGAUUCCUUGCUGGCGACACUGCAGUCAAUGGAGUCAUAUCUGCUGGACACCACGAAACAUCAUUCUGCCCAUAAACGACUUCAUUCCAUCAUGAUAGAUAGUACGUCCUCCUUUUACUGGCAGGACAAACGUCAAGCCUUUAUAGACAGUCUUCCGACAGAGGUACCAAAGUACAUAUACGGCGACCUGCCACCGCUCCGCGAGAUCGUGCACUCAGCUCGUGGUAUCGUCAAAUGCUUGCGAGAACUACAGCACAGGUUCGCCUGUCCCGUCAUCUACACAGUGACCGGUAGGAUCAGGGGAGAUCUGUGGAAACCCAAACCGAGCGGCUUCGGGGCCCCGAUUGAAUCUCUAUAUGCACGCCCGAAAGUCAUGUCAUUCAUGCACCAUCUACCGCACCCAUGGCGAUCGUAUUCGACAGUACGACUUGUUGUCCGGCGCGAUCGAGUGCGUCGUUUCUCGGCAGUCUCGGUCAGGGAGGCGAUGCAUCAAGCACGCCAACGUCAGUUUGUGGUUGCGCAGGGGAGGUUUUCCGCGUGGAUCGAUCCGUGGGGGAAAGAGGACUGGCCAUCUUGGAUUUCGCCUUCAAUACAGAAAUUAGAAGGGGGAGGGCGGUUUACUUAUUUCGUCCACAGCCUUGGUGUUACUUUAAAGGAGUAA
Molecule: messenger RNA, 1200 nt
Organism: Arthroderma uncinatum
Lineage: Eukaryota; Fungi; Ascomycota; Eurotiomycetes; Onygenales; Arthrodermataceae
Exons: 2
Coding region: 1-1200 (399 amino acids)
Biological process (GO): double-strand break repair via homologous recombination; DNA strand invasion
Cellular component (GO): replication fork; Rad51B-Rad51C-Rad51D-XRCC2 complex; centrosome
Molecular function (GO): four-way junction DNA binding
Source: RefSeq, a predicted model, not a curated record